CAAAGUUGCCGAGUGCUCCUGGUUUCGACGGGAACCACGUGCGCUUUUACGCGUCGCGUUCGGUCUUCGCGCUUUUUACGCGCGCUGGAUAUUUGACUCCGCGGUCCUCGGCACGAUGUCAAACGUCAGAAACGAGCAUUAUUCUAUAGGAAGAGGCUGCGUGUCAUUCAUCCCGGGCUGUUGAGGGGCAGUGUGUUUCCCGUCGCGAAGUCGAGAUGAUCAACUUCCAACGGUCUUUUCUCCCCUUUGCGUUGCACUUAUUGUAGAGCUGUCAAAGAGGCGUUAUUAACUCGGAGAAUUACUUGAAGCUCGCCGGUUCAUCUGUCAGGGACACAAAGGAAGGCGAUGGCUUUGUCUCCUCUUUGCGCGCUGUGCGUGUGCCUCGGCUUAGUUUGCUCCUCCGUGGGAACGGGCUUCGUGUAUCAUUUUCCCGGCAUCACUGUGCAGCGGCAGCGCCCCGGGUCGGAACAAAGCGGCGGCUCCGGGGCGCCCGGCAGCGCGUCCCGCACCCAUCUCAGGAACUGGUGCCAGUACACUGUUUCUAAAACGGUGUCCUGCCAGGUGCACAACGGAACCGAAGCGACGGUGCAGAGGGUUUUUCAGGGCUGCAGAUGGCCCGGACCCUGUCCCAAAGUCAUCAGCUACAGGACGGUCCUCAGGCCGUCCUUCAAGGUCGCCUACAAGCAAGUCACUGCGCUGGAGUGGAGGUGCUGCCCAGGGUUUGUGGGAGGAGAGUGCCGUGAGGAGUGUUUGAACUGCACCAGCUUCACCGACAUGAACAACAGAAUAAAUGUCAUUGAAUCAAAGGUUCAGCUGUUAGAAGAGGGACGGUCCUCGCUGCUGUCAGCCAGCCCUUUCCCAGAGGGCUCCACACACAACGAGGUGGACGCCCCCCAGCCCACUCCCAUCGGCCCGCCACCAUAUCUACCAGCAGGAGGCAGAGGGCCUCCGGGACCAAUGGGACCUCCAGGGCCUCCUGGUCCUGCUGGACCUCCAGGCCUGACUGGAAAAGCGGGCCUUUCCGGACCUAUCGGACCAAAGGGGGAAAGAGGUUCACCAGGUGAUAAAGGCCUACCCGGCCCUCCAGGUCCUCCAGGUCCCCCGGGGCUCAGCUCUUUCCCUGUCCAAGCGAGAGGUGACGUUUUCCAAGCAGAAAACCAAGGGCCUGCAGGACCGAGGGGACCUCCGGGGAUACCAGGCCUUCCAGGACAAGACGGCAAAGCAGGCCUCCAAGGCAAGCCUGGGGAACCUGGACCUAAAGGAGAUCUGGGGGAAAGGGGGCCUCCAGGCGUCACAGGCAACCAGGGCCUACCAGGAGCACCAGGACCAAAAGGAGAGCCAGGAGAAGGUUUAAAUGAGGGCGAGGCUGUGCAGCAACUUAGGGAGGCCCUGAAGAUCCUGGCUGAGAGGGUCUUGAUCCUGGAGCACAUGAUCGGUGUUCAUGAGAGCUCUGAAGGAUCGGGGCUUCCCAGUGUUUCAGAUUGGCUAUCGUUCUCACCCUCCAAGAUCAAGCGCCUUCAGCCUGUUCAAAGUCCAGUACUGGUGGAGAGACAAAGACGUGCUCCACUUUAAGAGUACUGUAACAUCCAUCUUGGUGUUUUUGUUUAUAAUUUUUUUUUUGUUUAUUUUAUUAUUUGACUGAAUCCAUGUCUGUCUUGUCAUUUACUGUCCUGUUGUAAAGUGAUGAGAUGUUGACCAUUUCAUACACACAAAAGGUCUUUUUGAAUAUAGCUCACCCUGUUGCCACAUGACCUGAGUCUAUGUAUCCCUAGUAACAGAAUUUAUUGGUAUCGCAAAAUAAAAUAUAGUGUCAUAAAGUGUUAUAAGGAAGUUGGCAGCUGUUUUUCCUUCAGAUCAAAUACUGCACUGUAAACAUCUCUGUUUGCUUGACUCAGGGUUCCGGCGAUCCUACAGCAGAUGCAACGUCACCUCGUUAAGUGUCUGUUACAUUCUUGGAACAAUGAGGUUCAUCUUUCAUAUAAGCUGGUCAGGCACAGUUCUGCCUCCUUUGUGCGCUGCCUUGUUUAGAAUGAGGUAAGGUGUGACAAGCUGCCAAGAGUAUUUUUUUCUUGGUCGCUUUGACGCAGUUGCCAACUGAAAUGCCACAAGUUCACACACAGGCCUGAAACGCGGCUCCAUGGUCAAAAUUAUGCGUUUUGUUCUGCAAAAGGCUCUAUCCUAAUAUGCAACAAAGGUCAAUUUUGCCUUAGUGUUAUCAAGUAAAUGAGCACUUUAUUACAUUACAUUACAUAAUGGAGUACAAAAUACAAAACAAUAAACUCUGUGAACCAUUGUA
Betta splendens (Siamese fighting fish) is the source of this 2296-nucleotide messenger RNA. It is a transcript of the gene col26a1, whose product is annotated as collagen alpha-1(XXVI) chain. Lineage: Eukaryota; Metazoa; Chordata; Actinopteri; Anabantiformes; Osphronemidae. The record is from RefSeq and is a predicted model, not a curated record. The transcript has 13 exons. The coding region runs from base 346 to 1572 and encodes 408 amino acids. Gene Ontology annotation, molecular function: protein binding.